Lactuca virosa is the source of this 805-nucleotide messenger RNA. Lineage: Eukaryota; Viridiplantae; Streptophyta; Magnoliopsida; Asterales; Asteraceae. The record is from the annotation of a GenBank genome assembly.
AUGUUUCCAGUCGACCCCACUUCUCCACCUGUUCACGAUGAACACAUCAAAACCAAACAUUCCAUGCCCUCCUUUGAUUUCUGUCAAAACAAACAAAAAAAUGAAGCUAGUCGCUACUUACCUUGCCCAAUCAAAGACUUCUUUUUGGUCUGCCUUCGUUUGCCCUUCGCGACCGGCCAAAGACCGGAGACCCCUUUCCCUUCGUUUUCUUCUGAUCAUAUUUUAGACAACAGGGAGCAUCUUCUACACUUUAAAUUGAUUUCCGUUUUCACAUCUCAGAAAAUCGCAUUCAUAUUUGAUACAAUAAACUCACAACAAUUUUCGAUUUCACACCAUGAAGACCCAUUAUCUCAGUGGGGGAUUCGAUUCAGAGCUUGGCUAAGGUUUGAUUUCAGCAAUGGGAUGGUGUGCGACGUCGGCUCUGGCGGUGCGAGGGCGUCGCCGGUGCUCUGUGACUUCAAAGAUGCAGAGACAGAAGAGAUGGGAGAGAGACGGAACGAAUUCAAAUUUCCCAGAAUUUGGAUAAUGUGUUGGGAAAAGUGUGCCAUCAGUCUACCAAGUCAUGAGGGUAUUGCCAUUUUUUGGAAGGUUGCAUCUUAAAUGGUCGUGGAACAUGUGAUGUUAGAUAAAUGUAGUUGAAUUUGGUCCCAGGGGUAUUUUGGGAAAACUUUCCUAAUUUAAGGUUUUGAGUUAGUUUAGGAUUCUAAAUGUACUUGAAUGUGAUGUUAGAUAAAUGUAGUUGAAUGUGAUGUUAGAUAAAAUGUUUGUGUAUUAAAAUAAAGUAAUUUAAUUAAAUUAGAAAAAA